Messenger RNA from Aureobasidium musti, 869 nucleotides. Lineage: Eukaryota; Fungi; Ascomycota; Dothideomycetes; Dothideales; Saccotheciaceae. The record is from the annotation of a GenBank genome assembly.
CUAUGUCGGUAGACAAAAUCACUCCUGACGACAGUCGUAUAUCACAUCGCAGGGCUAAUCUGAAUGGCCAAACAUACCGUACGUUCAUGUCCUUGACCUGGAUCUUGAAUUCGACUGAGCGGAACAGACNNUACAUACUUGGUGUUCCCAGACAUGGGAAAUUCAAGGCAACUGUGUUUCUUAUCCAUGGAUGGCCAGACCUCUCGUAUGGAUGGCGAUAUCAGAUACCCUUUCUGAUCAAGCAAAACAUGCGAGUCGUCGUUCCUGAUAUGAUGGGAUAUGGCGGUACAUCUCCUUUGACCAUCUGUACUCCAUNNGAUGCUCCAUGCUCACCGCCUGCUGAUUUGCGCCUUUAUUCCAUCAAACGUGCUGCAGAUGAUAUCUCAGAGCUGGCCAAGCAGUUGGAGGCGCCUCAGAUUAUUCUGGGUGGUCACGACUGGGGUGGCUUUGUGGUAUACCGGACUGCACAAUGGUACCCAAAGCUCGUGACUCAUGUGUUCUCCGUGUGCACACCAUACACGCCUCCUUCCAGACAUUUCAUCUCGCUUGGUGACAUGGUCAAUGGACCGUUGCCUCAAUUUGGUUACCAGAUGCAACUCAAAGGACCAGAGUUGGAAGCCAACAUAACAUCCUAUGACGAGGUCAAAAACUUUCUGAAGGCUCUAUAUGGUGGAAAAUCUGCCCAAGACAAACCAUGUUUUCGGCCAGAAACUGGUAUAGACUUGGAGGGGUUGAAGACAAUUGGUCUCGCACCCUCGCUCAAUGGGGAGAAGCUUCAAUACUACACGAGAGAAUAUAUGCACCACGGACUGCAUGGUCCUCUGAACUGGUAUCGGACACGUCGUAUCAAUUAUGAAGAUGAAUUGAAG